This is a messenger RNA of Cinara cedri, 860 nucleotides long. Lineage: Eukaryota; Metazoa; Arthropoda; Insecta; Hemiptera; Aphididae. The record is from the annotation of a GenBank genome assembly.
AUGACUUCCUCGUUAUCAGAUUGGGUAUACACUCCAAUUAUUCAGACAGAAUGGGGCAGAUGGUGGCAAGAUUUAAAUGAUGUCCAUAUAGAGGUUAAUUUAUCCCCGGGCACAAAAUCUAAAGAUAUUAAGAUUGAUUUAACUAUCAAAAAUAUAUCAAUUGAAGUUCUCGGUAAAACUAUUAUCUCGGUGAGUUUUACUUAACAAGAUAUAUAAAUUUCAUUGAGUAGACAUGGUAUAUGAAGUCUGUUUAAAAAGGUCUAGGAUUAUUUGUAUUGCGUGCCAAUGGAGUGUUAAAGUGUAGUAGAAUUGAUAUCACUGAAUUUUGUGACUACUCCUGAACACAUCUGUUAUUGUAGGUUUUCUAUAAUCUUCUUCGUUUUAAAGCGAAUAAUGUUUUUCAUAUUUGUAUCAGAAUAAAAAAGAUUAUAGAGAAUCUACAAAACAGAUAUGCUCAAGUUACAGAAUACCAGUAUACCAGUAUACCAAUAUAGUUUAUCAAAUCUAUACUGCUCUUUUACGCUUCGAUGGCGAGUAAUUCAAACAGUACUGGAACUUUUUGAACAGAUCUCGUAUUUAUGUAUUUUUUUAACUAAGUAUAUUAUCUAAUUUAAAAAUUGUAUUUUGUAAUUAAUACAUUUAUUAUAAUGUCGAUGUGACAGGGUGCGCUGUUCAAACCGGUCAAAAGAUCCGAAUUAAUUUGGUACAUCCGAGAAGGCGGUUCAAUCCUCUACGUCAAUUUAACUAAGUUAAAUAAUUUUUCUGAAGAUGAUCAGUGGGAUAAUCUAUUACAAAAUUGUGAAUGCAAAGCAGACGGGUUAGAUUAUUUUGUCGACAUCGUAAAAAAUGUAUUGAAUUAA